AUGAGUACAAACAGGAGCCUUCAGCUAAUCUUGAUCUUGAUCUUCUAUCUUCAGAUCAGCUAUGUGUGUACAGCCACACCAGCGCGUGCCCAUGCAGAGGAGAGACUACUUCAGGUUUUAUUCCAACGCUAUAAUAAGCUCUCUCGUCCUGUAGAGAACAUCUCAGAUGUUGUGCUGGUCCAUUUCGGCCUCUCCAUCGCACAACUCAUUGAUGUCGAUGAAAAGAAUCAAAUGAUGACCACCAAUGUCUGGGUGAAACAGGAAUGGAGCGAUUACAAGCUGCGCUGGAACCCUGAGGAGUUUGAGAAUGUCACCUCCAUUCGAAUCCCCUCCGAGCUCAUCUGGAGGCCCGAUAUUGUGCUCUAUAACAAUGCUGAUGGAGAUUUUGCUGUGACACAUUUGACCAAAGCCCAGGUUUUCCAUGAUGGCAGGGUCAAAUGGAAGCCUCCUGCUAUAUACAAGAGCUCCUGCAGUAUUGAUGUCACAUUUUUCCCUUUUGAUCAGCAAAACUGUAAGAUGAAGUUUGGCUCCUGGACGUAUGACCGAGCCAAGAUUGACUUGGUAAGCAUGGACAGUGACGUUGACCAAAUGGAUUACUGGGAGAGCGGUGAGUGGGUCAUUAUCAAUGCUGUCGGAAAAUACAACAUUAAGAAGUACGAGUGCUGCACCGAAAUCUACCCGGACAUCACCUUCUACUUCAUCAUCCGCAGACUCCCUUUGUUCUACACCAUCAACUUGAUCAUCCCUUGCUUGCUAAUCUCAUGCCUGACAGUUCUCGUCUUCUACCUGCCCUCAGAGUGUGCAGAGAAGAUUACACUGUGCAUUUCUGUUCUUCUUUCACUUACAGUCUUCCUCCUGCUGAUUACCGAGAUCAUCCCUUCAACCUCGCUGGUGAUUCCCCUUAUUGGCGAGUAUCUGCUCUUCACCAUGAUUUUUGUCACCUUGUCUAUUAUAAUCACUGUGUUUGUGCUGAAUGUGCACCACCGGUCAUCCCGGACCCAUCGUAUGCCACACUGGGUGCGCCAGCUUUUCCUCCACGUGGUGCCUCGCUACCUUUUCAUGAAGCGUCCACCAGCAUCUGGCAAAAGAAACUGCAGCAAGCUGAUUGAAAUGAUACACAGGCCAGUGGGACUGCAACCUACUGACCAUACCCUAACCUUGACCAUACCCCCAGAUCCAGGCACAGUCUCUGUCACCCCAGUGAGUACAAUACAAAGAGAAGCAUCUUCCAAAGCUCCCCUUUUCUGUAGUUCUCCCAGCAGCCAGUACUCCAUCCUGCAAGAGGAACCCACCCUUAUGAACCUUGCUCCUAGAAUCAAAUGCACACAAAUUCCCACUUCUUUGGCCUCAAGUCCUUCCAUAUCUCCUGAUACACCCCUGAACACUCUGUUUCACACAUUAUCUCUGGACAAUGUCUGUGAAUUACAGUGCAACAGUGCUGAGAGCGUAUUCAUGGAUGCUAUGGAGGCCGUCCAUGGGACAGAGGCUCUUUGGCACUGUCAGAAGGACAGUGGGGCAUGCAGACAUUCCCACUUCAGUACAGAAAGAGGUGGACGUGUCUUUACAAGACAAAGACUUAUAGGUUCUCAGAACUUAAGCCCAAGAUGCCUCAAAGAGUCCAAGAUUAGGCAGACAGAAUUUCAACUGUCACCAUCACUUCUAAAGGCUCUUGAAGGUGUCCAAUACAUUGCAGAUCAUCUCAAGGCUGAAGACUUGGACUUUUCAGUAAGAGAAGACUGGAAAUAUGUUGCCAUGGUGAUUGAUAGAAUAUUUCUAUGGAUGUUUGUGCUGGUGUGCAUUUUGGGUACCGCUGGACUGUUUCUGCCUCCCUGGAUGGCUGGAAUGAUCUAG
This is a messenger RNA of Trichomycterus rosablanca, 1851 nucleotides long. RefSeq names its product cholinergic receptor, nicotinic, alpha 4b (gene chrna4b). Gene Ontology annotation, molecular function: acetylcholine receptor activity; acetylcholine-gated monoatomic cation-selective channel activity. NCBI's taxonomy places the organism in Eukaryota, Metazoa, Chordata, Actinopteri, Siluriformes, Trichomycteridae. Bases 1 to 1851 code for a protein of 616 amino acids. Gene Ontology annotation, cellular component: postsynaptic membrane; synapse; neuron projection. The transcript has 6 exons. Gene Ontology annotation, biological process: signal transduction; response to nicotine; synaptic transmission, cholinergic. The record is from RefSeq and is a predicted model, not a curated record.